AUGUCUCGAAACGCCGCUGUCGAGUGCAUCCAACGCAACGCCGAAGCCUGGCUGGAACUGAUCCAGUGGCCGUGGUGGCAGGUCUUCUUAACCCUUCGCCAGAUAGCCCGCGCCGCCCGGUCUCAGACUGAGGCGGCGGCCGGAGACAGGUCGUCUGCCGCCCUCGGACAGCCGGUCAGCCGGCCGGCUUUGGAGGCCUCGUCC
Messenger RNA from Protopolystoma xenopodis, 204 nucleotides. NCBI's taxonomy places the organism in Eukaryota, Metazoa, Platyhelminthes, Monogenea, Polystomatidea, Polystomatidae. The record is from the annotation of a GenBank genome assembly.